Molecule: messenger RNA, 1706 nt
Organism: Aegilops tauschii subsp. strangulata
Lineage: Eukaryota; Viridiplantae; Streptophyta; Magnoliopsida; Poales; Poaceae
Product: probable glucan 1,3-beta-glucosidase A
Biological process (GO): polysaccharide catabolic process; cell migration; establishment or maintenance of cell polarity
Cellular component (GO): actin cytoskeleton; cytoplasm
Molecular function (GO): actin filament binding; hydrolase activity, hydrolyzing O-glycosyl compounds
Source: RefSeq, a predicted model, not a curated record
GGACGGCAGAGCAGAGCACUGCGUUGCAACUUGCAAGCAACCGAUCCCAGUUGUUCUGAAGAAGCAUUAGCUGCGAAAUGAGGAGCCGCCUCUUCCACUAUGCCUCGUUACUCAUGCUGUGCUUCCUCUCCCGAAGCUCGGCGGCUAUGGCUGCUCCUCGUCUCCCCGUGCGAGCGGUGAACCUCGGCGGGUGGCUGGUGACGGAGGGCUGGAUCCUGCCGUCCCUCUUCGACGGCAUCCCCAACAACGAUCUCCUGGACGGCACGCAGCUGCAGUUCAAGUCGGUAACGCAGAACGCCUACGUGGCCGCGGAGAAUGGCGGCGGCGCGGGGCUGGUGGCGAACCGGCCGCAGGCGUCUGGCUGGGAGACCUUCAAGCUGUGGCGGAUCAACCAGGUGACAUUCAAUUUCAAAGUGUUCGGCAACCAGUUCGUGGGCGUCAAGAGCGACGGCUCGCUGGUCGCGACGGCGGCGGCGCCGGGGCGGUCCGAGACGUUCCGAUUGGUACGCAGCCCCGGCGACCAGUACAGGAUGCGGAUCAUGGCGCCCAACGGGCUCUUCUUGCAGGCAAACAAAGAUGCCUCGCUGACGGCCGAUUAUGGCCAGCGCACCAGCUGGGGCGACGACGACCCGUCGGUGUUCGUGGUGACUAGAGUGACGGGGCUACAAGGGGAGUACCAGAUCUGCAACGGCUAUGGGACGACAAAGGCUACACCUAUUCUCAGGAACCAUUGGAGCACAUAUAUAGUGGAAGCUGACUUCAGGUUCAUCUCCGAAAGCGGGCUGACCGCAGUGAGAAUACCAGUGGGAUGGUGGAUUGCUAACGACCCCAGACCUCCAGCACCUUACGUUGGAGGUUCACUUAAAACCUUGGACAAGGCAUUCAAAUGGGCAGAGAAGUACAAUCUAGGCGUCAUCAUUGACCUACAUGCAGCUCCUGGGUCGCAAAAUCCCUUCGAGCACAGCUCCUCCAAGGAUGGCUCACAGGACUGGGGCACCACCGACACUAACAUCGCACAAACUGUGCAAGUGGUAGAUUUCCUCGCAUCCAGGUACGCCAAAAGCCCAAGCCUCCUCGCAGUUGAGCUAAUGAACGAGCCGUUGGCGCCCGGCGUAUCCCUGGAGAGCCUAAAAACGUACUACCGCGACGGGUACAAUGCCGUCAGGAAGCACUCAUCGGAUGCCUACGUGAUCAUGUCCAACCGGCUGUCAUCCCCGGACCCAACAGAGUUCCUCGGGCUCGCUGGCGGGUUACCCGGAUCUGUCAUUGAUGUGCAUUACUACGCGUUGUUCAACAACAUGUUUGAUACUUUCACCGUGCAACAAAAUAUUGAUUUCAUCAAGACCAACUACUCAAGCGAUCUUAGCAUUGUCACGAGGGAAAAUGGUCCCCUCACCUUUGUAGGAGAAUGGGUCGCUGAGUGGAAGGUGCCUAAUGCAGCGAAGCAAGAGUUCCAAAUGUUUGCAAAUGCACAGAUGGAUGUGUAUGAGAGGGCAACGUUUGGAUGGGCCUAUUGGACUCUCAAGAAUGUGAACAACCACUGGAGUAUGGAGUGGAUGAUCAACAAUGGAUACAUCUCCUUGAAAAACUAGGAUAUGUUCUAUGUGUCAUUACUCAUGACUCUUCAAAUAAAUUUGUAACGACAAAUGAAAUAAAUUUCUAGAACAAUGAAUACAUCUAUCGAAAAAUGAUUCCAUUCGAAUAAA